Messenger RNA from Meloidogyne enterolobii, 719 nucleotides. The record is from the annotation of a GenBank genome assembly. NCBI's taxonomy places the organism in Eukaryota, Metazoa, Nematoda, Chromadorea, Rhabditida, Meloidogynidae.
AUGAUUAAAACAAGGAAAAGACAACGCGUGAAAGAUGAAUUAAAUGGUGAAUUAAAUAGUGAUAUUGAAAAUGAAAAAAUUGACAACAAAAAAUUAAAAAUAGAGAAUGAAGAAACAAAACAAAAAGUCAAAAAACAAUUAAAAAAUAAAGAAGAGAAGCAACAUCAAUUUAAUGAAGAAUCUAAAAUUCAACACGUUAUUCGUUUGUCUAAUGUUCCUUAUGGAUUUUUUGAGAAGGAAAUGAAUGGAUAUUUUAGUCAAUUUGGUGAUGUCAAACGUGUUCGUGUUAUUCGGAGCAAAAAAGGUCAUCAUACAGGCUUUGCCUAUGUUGAAUUCAAAAAUGAAAAAGUAGCAGAAAUAGCUGCAAAAUCAAUGAAUAAUUAUUUGUUGGCAGAAAAGAAGUUGAGAUGUUCUGUUGUUGAUCAAGAUAAAAUACCUAAAUGUAUAAGGGGAGGAAAGAGAUUUGGAAACAUUAUUGAACCUGGAGAGAAUCGUAAGGAAAAAAUUAAAGAAUUUUUUUGUUUACAAAAUAUUCCAUUUUUGAUAUAAAUUAUUAGUUAGGGUAGGGAUUGAAGGGGGGAAAGGAUUGAGUAAAGGGAGAAAAAGAGGAGAGUAGUUAUCCUCCACCCCAAAAAGGUCCCAUUUGUUAGUAGGACUUUUUAGAGGUGGAGGGGUCUGUCGGCAAAAACCAAAGGGGGACAAGUGGACCCUUUGGGUGG